This is a messenger RNA of Colletes gigas, 843 nucleotides long. RefSeq lists its product as uncharacterized. The coding region runs from base 1 to 843 and encodes 280 amino acids. The transcript has a single exon. Gene Ontology annotation, molecular function: nucleic acid binding. Gene Ontology annotation, biological process: DNA integration. Lineage: Eukaryota; Metazoa; Arthropoda; Insecta; Hymenoptera; Colletidae. The record is from RefSeq and is a predicted model, not a curated record.
AUGACCACCGAAACCUUCAUCGCUGCCUUAAAACGAUUCGUAGCUAGAAGAGAACUCUGCCGCAAUAUUUACUCCGACAACGGAACGAAUUUCGUCGGUGCGGACAAUGAGUUAUCGAAAUUCCACCAGAUACUUAACGCCGACGAAGGGGUACAACGAUGGCUUAUCGACAAACAAAUAUCGUGGCACUUCAUCCCAGCCCUCUCACCGAACUUCGGAGGGCUAUGGGAAGCCGCGGUUCGGUCUUUCAAACACCACAUAAAACGCGUGGUUAGAGAAGAACUCUUUACGUUCGAAGAGUUCAAUACCUUGGUUGUCGAAAUCGAAGGAAUCCUAAAUUCACGUCCGCUAACUCCACUUUCCGCCGACCCUACCGAUCCUUCCGCAUUGACUCCAGCCCACCUGUUAAUUGGUAAUUCUUUGACGAGCCUACCUGAGGCCGAUUUCAGCAAUACACCUGUCAACCGGCUGUCGAAGUGGCAACAUAUCCAGAAGGUAAAACGCGACUUCUGGAACAGGUGGUACAAAGAGUACCUGAACCAGCUCAACGUACGACAAAAGUGGGUCAAGGGAUCCCACGAUCUACGAGAGGGAUCCUUGGUGGUCUUGAAGGACGACCACCUACCUCCGCUCCAGUGGCACCUCGGCCGAAUCGAAAGGAUGCACACUGGGCCAGACGGGGUAACACGAGCGGUGACAGUGCGGACCAGCCACGGCAGCUACAGGCGCAGCGUCAAGCAGCUGGCCCAGCUUCCAGUAACGGACGACAUCGAAACUGCUCAAAACGUUGAGCAGUCGCCUAGCGGUCGUAAUCCGCAAUCACCGCAUCCCGCACCGUUGUAG